AUGAAAAUUGAUGAAUUACUUCUAGAGCUGUUAGCGAACAAAACUGAAGAAGCAGGAAAGCAAGGUCUACAGAUCGAAGCACUACAGAUGACCAGCACUAUUGCUCCAAUCAUGAGCAAAGAAUCAGAAGAUACUGAAGAUGAAGCUCCAAUUUUCAAGCCUGGUAAUGAGGUUACGAUCUUUCAAUCCAGAAUCAUUACCUCUGGUAAUAUUUCUAAAGCUCUGAUUGAUUCAGAUGGUGAGAAUAUGGAUGCUUUUAUUCGAAUAAAAAUCGAUGAAUUGCUUUUAGAGCUGUCAGCGAACAGAGCCGAAGAAGCAGGAGAGCAAGUUCAAGCGUCUUUUUCAAGGUUGUAG
Messenger RNA from Cetraspora pellucida, 354 nucleotides. The record is from the annotation of a GenBank genome assembly. NCBI's taxonomy places the organism in Eukaryota, Fungi, Glomeromycota, Glomeromycetes, Diversisporales, Gigasporaceae.